This is a messenger RNA of Poecilia latipinna (sailfin molly), 2751 nucleotides long. Its product is annotated as gap junction delta-2 protein. Lineage: Eukaryota; Metazoa; Chordata; Actinopteri; Cyprinodontiformes; Poeciliidae. The transcript has a single exon. Bases 1 to 1104 code for a protein of 367 amino acids. The record is from RefSeq and is a predicted model, not a curated record. Gene Ontology annotation, molecular function: gap junction channel activity. Gene Ontology annotation, cellular component: connexin complex. Gene Ontology annotation, biological process: cell-cell signaling.
AUGGGGGAUUGGACCAUCCUUGGUCGGUUCUUGACAGAAGUUCAAAACCAUUCGACUGUCAUCGGCAAGAUUUGGCUGACGAUGCUGCUCAUCUUCCGCAUCAUGCUCGUGGCCCUUGUAGGGGACGCCGUCUACAGCGACGAGCAGUCCAAGUUUACCUGUAACACCCUGCAGCCUGGCUGCAGUAACGUCUGCUAUGACACCUUCGCCCCUGUCUCCCACUUGCGCUUUUGGGUUUUUCAGAUCGUCCUCGUCUCCACGCCGUCAAUUUUCUACAUAGUGUAUGUCUUGCAGAAGGUUACCAAGAAUGAAAGACCUGAGGUCAAGAAGGUGAUUUCGGUACCCAAGGCCUCGCCUUUGCUUGAAACAAAAGGACCUUUAAGAAUUGAUAAAGACAUGAUGCUGGAUACUGGUAAUCCUUAUGAUGAUACUUCUGGAGAGGAGGACUGGAGCUCGGAGGAAGAGGAAUAUGAGGAGAGGACUCAGCUGGAAGGAGAAAUGAAGGAAGUAGAGGAGGACCCAACUCAGCUCUCUAGUAAAGUGCUACUUAUUUACAUCAUACACGUUCUGCUGCGCUCCAUUAUGGAAAUUGUUUUCCUCAUAGGGCAAUACUACCUUUUCGGAUUUGAAGUCCCACAUCUGUUUCGCUGUGAGACCUACCCGUGUCCAAACAGAACCGACUGCUUUGUGUCCCGAGCAACAGAAAAGACCAUCUUCCUCAACUUCAUGUUCAGCGUCAGCCUUGGGUGCUUCGUCCUGAACAUUGUGGAGCUGCAUUAUUUGGGAUGGAUUUACAUUUUCAGAGUGCUGUUCUCUGCAUGCUGCAUGUGCUGUGACUCGGAUAGGGAACCCGUGCAACAGGUGGCUUUGUACUCUUACAGCAACCCACUGUUGCUCGAACUCAAGCAUUCUUUGCAUGGACGAGUCGUCCUGCAGACCACCGCGGGUGCGUCCAGGGACCCAAAUCAGGUCCCAUCUAUCUCCUUUGAGACGGAUUCUACUUUGGAGUGCACUUCGGCUAGGAAUUUAGAUGAAAGGGAACACAGCAAGGCUAGAAUACACAGUGUGGCCAAAAUAGGACAAGGGAAAAAGUCUUGGUUGUGAAUCCUUUUCAAACCCUUUCUGUCCUUUUGUUUAGAUUUUCUUUUUUUUUUUUACUUUUUGAGACAGAAUUUUGUUAAAGUACAGACAUGAAAAAACUUGGGAUUGUUUAUACAGUAUCCACCAGAUUUAGUAACUCCCAUAGUAAAUGAAAUCUUUUAAAUAAAUUACUCUUUUAUUGCAGUCACAUAAUCUCUUAAAAAUUGGGAAAUCAAUUGGAGUUCAAAUAACAAUUUCGGUGGUUGCUCAGAGGGUCUAGGAAUUUCUAAUUAGUAAUCUAUAACUUCAUGUAGCAUAAAAAUUACAUGUUCUGUAUUAUAAUAUCACACACAUAAACAGUGGUCAGAUUACAAUAGGCUUUCAGACACUAAUAUAUCAGGUGGGUUUGACAUGAAACAAUGGAAACAAUAUGUGGAAAAGCACUCAAAUCUGCAAUGCUAAUUGUCAUGAUUGAGGUAGAAUGUUGGGCCCAAAUGCAGCAGGGAGAGGCAUAAGGUAGAGUAGUACUUUUAAUAAAAAUGCGGAACAAAAACUUACAAGAAAUCUCCGGGAGCCAGAGCAGAACAAAAACUAUAAAUCCAAGGAAAAGACAGCAGGGGACUGUCAGAGGAAUCAACAGGAUAUAACAGGAGGGACUAUCAAUGAGUGAGAGCAGCAGAAGUGUGUAAGUACUGGGGAAAGUGAAUGUGGAACAGUUGAUCUAGGCUGAUUGGCUACCUGACUGCAGGUGUGAGGGGAGAAAGAGAAAAGAAGGAGAUUAUACAGGGGACUUGAAAGUAAAUGUAACAGUAAAAAAUUAGUAGACAUAAAGAACAAAUUUAAACUAGAGUUACAUAACUAGACACAAGAAAUAAUCGUAAUAAGCUAGAAUCGCCAAGAAAGCACUGAACUACAGUAAAACAGAAACAACACUGAGCUAAACAAAGAACAAGACUAGGAACACAGAAUACUAAAUCUGUUUUAAAUAAAAAUACAGUGCACUCUACCUGUCAACUGACAAUGAAUCAUCAAUUGGUCUUUCUCUAGGAUAAUGAUUGUCAUCAUAUUGUAAACUGAACACAGAAAUAAUCUAUCAGAUUAAAAAAACAAAACCAAAAAACUUUCAUUUUAUCCAGGAUUUUACCAUCUGGCAAUACCGUACAAAAAGUAGUUAUAAAAUGUUAUAGGAUAACUCAAAGUGCUACUUGUAUGGAAAUGGACAGGAAACCAACAAUUCUGCCACUUGUCAUUUUGAUAAAAGUUAAUAUAUUUCUUACUCUUUGAUUUUCCCCCUACUGAAUAAAUGUAUCUAAUUUUUGUUUUUUUUUUUUUUUUUUUUUUUUAGAUUUUUCAGCAGUAAAAUUUCUGAAUUUACUGUCACUGUAAUUUAUUUCGGCAGUUAUAUUACCUUUUGCUGAAGAAAGUAAAAACAUCUAAAUAAGUUGACUGUCAAUCUUUAGAUUGUAAUUACAUAAGUAAUCUUAAUUUGAAUAAGCUUGUCAAGUAGUAAUUAUUGCUAAUUUUGUUUCAAGUUCGGAUUUAUAUCAGAUUUCAAAUGCAUUUGUGACUGACAUGCUAUAAGAAAGAAAACUUAAGAAAAAUCUUUUAAAGCUUGUGACUUAGAAUUAAAAAAUAGCUUGUUGUUUUUUUAGUCAGAGAUAUAUCUGAAAU